UCAGGGAUUAUCAUUGUCGGAAAUGAAGCCUACGUCUUACGCUCACUGGAUCACUUGAAAGAUGGAGGAAGUUACAGAGAUCCUUCUGAGGAACCUCAUGUCCUUCUCAAAAUGGAAGAAGAUUUGUCUCACUACUGCGGUGUCGAUCAUAAAAAGUUGCCGCAGAAUGCAGAAGAAAAUGAACCUGAGACUCACAGAUAUCGAAGAUCAGAUACGAGUGGACAGAAAGUAAUCGAAACCGCAGUUUAUGUAGACUAUCCUCUUUACAAGAAACUCGUUGUACAAAAGAAACAACCCUCGAAGGUGUUACAAGAUACAGUACUGGCCAUUGUCAAUGAGGUACAACUAAUUUAUAACUACCAGUCUUUGAAAACAAAGUUCAAGAUCGUCGUCGUGAAACUGGAAAUAUUAUCGGAGGGUAAG
Messenger RNA from Stegodyphus dumicola, 423 nucleotides. RefSeq names its product A disintegrin and metalloproteinase with thrombospondin motifs adt-1-like. The record is from RefSeq and is a predicted model, not a curated record. Gene Ontology annotation, molecular function: metalloendopeptidase activity. NCBI's taxonomy places the organism in Eukaryota, Metazoa, Arthropoda, Arachnida, Araneae, Eresidae. Gene Ontology annotation, biological process: proteolysis.